This is a messenger RNA of Symbiodinium sp. CCMP2456, 2052 nucleotides long. The record is from the annotation of a GenBank genome assembly. Lineage: Eukaryota; Dinophyceae; Suessiales; Symbiodiniaceae.
AUGUCGGGAGAGGAGACUCUCCAACAGUUCGGUGCAGACAAGUUGAGCAAGGGCAUCCGUGCCAUCGAAGCUAGGGCAGCAAAGUUCAAGGAGAAGGGCAUGACCCAGGCGAAUUUUGCGAUUGGCGUCGCGAACAUUCUUUUCCUUGCCUGGUGCUUCGGAGCCCUGCGAGGUUAUCUGUGGAUGAUCUAUGUUGCAGAGGUUUGUGCUAUGCUGCCGUUCCGAUGGCAAUCCUUUGCUGCGGCCAAGCCCAGCGAGGUCUUCUACCUCACCGAAUUCUGUUGGGUGGCCAACGUGGCCUUGGGCUGCGGCUUCGUCCUCUUGGCCACUUUUGAGCCAAGCCUCGAGGCUCAGAGCUGGUUCUUCGCGGCGGCCUGGGGCGUGAGCACCGGCCCUCUGCUUGGGGCCACGGUCCUUUUGGAGAAUUCCAUGAUUUUCCAUGACUUUGCCUUGGCCUGUUCUGCUCUCAUCCACGUGAUGCCCUGCAUGGUGAUGUUCGAGAUGCGUUGGGGUUGCCCAGCAGUCCAGGCUGCUUGGCCCCAGCUUCAAGUCUGUGAGGCAUUCCAGGCCAUCGCUUGGUACGACAUGCUCCUCGCAACCGCCUUCUCAUGGGGCACUUGGGCAGUCUUGUUCAUGAUCUGGCUCUUGAUCUGGGGUCUCGAGCUCCCAAAGCAGGGCUACGAUACGAUGUUCCACGCCAGCAUGAGGAUCUCGGGUGGAGUCCUCGCGGCUAAGGCGACCGGCCACUCCCAGGAGGAGCUGGAGACCCAGAGGGAGAAAGACGAUUAUCCCAGGUCCUACGUCCUGGUCCACAUGUUCGUGCAUUCCCUGCUGAAUACUGCUGCGGCUUUGCUGGCAUUGAUUUGCUCGACGUGCUGCCAAGUCCACGGUCUUAUCUGCUUGGGCAUCCUCGUGUUCAUUAUCAACAAUGGAGCGAAGCGCUACACGUACUUCCUGAUGGGGAGCUACAAGGAUUCCUUGAAGAGCUUGGAGGAGCCUUUGCUGCAAAGCGAUGGGGCGCUUGAAGACAUCAGCCCAAACUCAAGUGAGAAGUUGCUUCGGAGUCUCCUCAAGGUCGUCGAGGACCAAGCUGAGUACUUGGCAAAGCAGUCCUUCACAAAAACCAACUUUGUCCUGAGCGUUUCGAACACACUUCUGAUCUCCUGGUCCUUCGGAGCAUUUCCUGGCCACUUCUUGCUGGUCUACCUGCUCCAGACUCUCAUGUGGUUGCCAUGCCGCUGGACCGCCAUGGUCCGUGCUAAACCAAAGGAGGUCUUCUACCUACUGGAUGUGGGCUGGAUCUCAAUACUUUGCUUCUUCCUCUGGGUCAUCUUCUUGGUAUCUUCCUCAACGAAUGAAUCGCAGAAAGUGAUCUUCUGCACGGCUUGGGCAUUUUGCAAUGGACCGCUCCUCCUGUCCCCAGCGAUCCUAAGAAAUGCGAUGCUUUUCCACAGCUUUGACCAAAUGCUCUCUGCGUGGCUGCAGCUGCUGCCAGCCCUGGCGAUGUUUCAUUUGGCGUGGAGCCGUGACAUGGUUGAGGCGGUGUGGCCAGAGAUUUCAAUCAAUGACUUCUUCUUAAGCAUCGAUCCUCUACGAGACAUCCUUUCCAGUGCUUGUGGCUUCUAUGCUGUCUGGGUCUGCAUCUAUCUUUUCUGGUUCCUUACGUGUGGACUUCGAUUGGCUCGCGAUGGGUACGACACCCCGUUUCACUAUGUUGUGCGCGGUCCUCGCGGGAAGAUUCUUGCGAGGUUCCUGGGUACCCAGGAUGAUCACGCGAUCUACGUGGAGACGGGUGAAUUUCCCAUGUCCUACGUUGCCGGCUACAUCUGCUACCAUGCCCUCUUGACCUUUGCCUGCUUUUUGUUCUCUUUGUUUUGUUUCUUAAGCAGCAGAGUACACGCAGUCACCAUCCUCUGCAUGGUCGGCUUGACGAUUUGGAAUGCUGCUGAGCGGUAUACGUUCUACGUUGUGCGCAUGUACAUGGAUUUGGUCUCUUCCAAGAUGAAUGUCGAGGUGAGGAGAGGGGCGUCGUCACUGGUACUGCAGUCGUGA